Molecule: messenger RNA, 1365 nt
Organism: Helobdella robusta
Lineage: Eukaryota; Metazoa; Annelida; Clitellata; Rhynchobdellida; Glossiphoniidae
Exons: 13
Coding region: 409-1365 (318 amino acids)
Biological process (GO): establishment of epithelial cell polarity
Cellular component (GO): cytoskeleton
Source: RefSeq, a predicted model, not a curated record
AAUGGCGAUUUGUUUGUUUCAAAUAACAUCUAAAUUUAAUUAUUAGGUGAUUUCUGAAAAGACAUUCUAUUUUGCAAAAUACGUCUGCCUCUCUUAAAUUGUAAUGCUUCUUUAUAGUUUAGUUUUUUGUAGUAAAAAUAAUUAAAAAGUAAAAAGAACUUUUGUACAAAUCAUUCAGUUGUGUAUGUAGUAGUUUUUCAAUUAGUAAAUUUUUAAUCAGUAAGUGUAAGCAUAAGCAAAAAAUGAAACGCAGAUUCGAAACGGCCACUGCUUUAGUUUCCAAUUCUAAAGAAAAUUUCAAGAAAUUAAACAUUAAUUCCUCUAAAAAAUGGUUUCCUAACCUAACCUUCUUGGGCUCUUUGAAACUGCUGAAUUGAACCAGACCAGAGGUAGAAGUAUGAGUUAGAGAUGGCAACAGAUGUGAGAACAGUUCAUAUAAUACUACCAGAUGAUGACCAACUGGAGGUCAUUGUACAGCCGAAGUUAUAUACAUACGAGUUAUUGAAUCUCGUGUCAUCACACAAGGCGUUGAAAGAAAAAAAUUAUUUUGGUCUGUCCUACAGAGAUGAAAGCGGUCAUUAUCAGUGGUUGCAGUUGGAGAGGCGAGUGUUUGACCAUGACUAUCCGAAGAAGAUCGGCCUCAUCACGCUAUAUUUUGCCGUCAAAUUCUACGUUGAAAACAUACUGACUCUACCCGAGAUACCCACCAUACUCAUGUAUUAUCUACAAUCUCGACAGUCUAUCUACAAGGGCUUGUUGGAGACGGACAGUGAGACAAUAUUUGAACUGUCGGCUUACAUCUUGCAGAUUACAUGCGGCAACCUCACGAGUGAGUCAGAGUGUCGUCAGCACAUCAAACAGUUCUCGUUGUCGAGGAAAAUUUUAGAAGAGUACCCAUCACUUACCUACUGUGAAGAUCAGAUCAUCGGUUUCUACAGAAAACUUGCAGGCCAUACUUUCGGCACGGCUCUCAUAAAUUACAUGAGUAUUGUCGAGAGUCUACCCACGUAUGGAGUUCAUUAUUAUGCCAUCAAGGAUAAAGUCGGAGUACCGUGGUGGCUGGGUAUUAGUGGGAAGGGACUGAUGGUUUUUGAUAUUUUAGACAAGAAAAUACCUAGAAAGUUUUAUCCUUGGGCCAGUCUAGAGAACUUAUAUUUUCGAGAUAAGAAGUUUAUCAUUGAGGUUCUGGAGGCCAGUAACGUCAGCAGCAACAACAACAACAAUAGUAACCUGGAAAUUGUCGUCCACACUUGGCUGGCUACCUCCACGCAGCUAGCCAGAUCCAUCUGGAUGAUGGCCGUCAACCAGCAUCAGUUCUAUCUGGACAGGAAACACUUCAAGGUUAAUGUAUUAUUAUUAUUAUAA